Messenger RNA from Symbiodinium sp. CCMP2456, 8979 nucleotides. The record is from the annotation of a GenBank genome assembly. NCBI's taxonomy places the organism in Eukaryota, Dinophyceae, Suessiales, Symbiodiniaceae.
AUGUGGGCACAUCGAGGGAAACCUGCUCAGGUUGAUGCCUCUGCUUUCCAUCCACGCUGGGAGCUGUCCGAAUUUCUUGCAGGAGGCAGGUAUCGGCUUUGCUGGUGUGCUGCUGGCUUCAGUUGUGGAGUUGAGGAUUUCCGAGUUGAUAUUGGUUCUCUGGAUUUGUUGGGUCCCGCACCCCUGUACCAGCACCGGACAUGCACCACGGGGCAGUUGUGCUCCUUUCAAUCACUGAUCGGAUACCACGUUGAAGCGUCAGACUUGACAGCUGUCCUGUCGACUUGCGGCGAUCCAUCCGUGCCGAUCCGGCUGCCGAGCAGUGGUCGUCUGCAAACUACCCUGGCUGGGCAGGAUUCUUGGGACAGCCCAGUGAUUUCGGCAAGUGGAGGACGGUAUCGUCUGUGCUGGUGUGCAGCCAGUUCAUUUUCUUGUAGCAGGCUUGAGCACUAUGUCCUCGACGCAGGGGAGCUCUUCUUGAUCGGACCAAGUCCUCUGGAGCAGCAUCGCACGUGUGUGACUGGGCAAGGGUGUGCAUUGCACGACAUCGCCAACAUCGAGUUCCUUCCGUUCGACACGUCGUCCAUCAUGAUUCUGGACACCUGUGGCGUAGCUCACUGGCCACAAGAAUCAAUUCCCUCGGAACGGUUUGCUGUCGUGAGUGCCAGCGGAACGCAGAUGAAUUGGGACGCCAAUCUGGUCAUGCCAGCGGGACAAUACCGUAUGUGCUGGUGUUCCAGUCCAGGCCACAGCUGUAGUGUCAUGGAAAGCUUUAAGGUGGACAUGGGAGAGCUGAUGAUGUUAGGGCCAGGGCCACUCGAGCAAUCGGCGACUUGCAUCUCGGGACAUGUCUGCAGCCUGACCAUGUCAGGGCUGGGGCUCAGCGUUCGGGAUCAGGUCAUUGUCCUUGCCACGUGCUCCAACUCUGAUCCUGUGCCUGGCUUCCUUGACGGUGGACUUGCUGCCCGCAUCCAGAGCGGGGGCAGCAACACAAGAGGGGAUGCAGGUUCCCUUGGCGGCCUCUACAGGCUGUGCUGGUGUCCUGACGAUUUGGACUCCGCGCGCUGUGCCGAGACGUCUGCGCGUAGAUUAGACUUUGGGUCUCUGACCGUGAUUGGGCCGGAGCUCUCAAGGGAGACGGGGGACACGAUCGGGCGCACAUGUGUCAGCGGUCAGACGUGUGAGAUUGACGGUAUCUAUGGCACCCAUUUGCAGUCUGCAGACCGAAUUAUGAUGAUGGAAACGUGUGGAUUUCCGCGGAGCUACCACCAAGGUUGGGAUGGCUUAGGCAAGUUGACGGUGGCUCCGGCGCUUCAGGGAGGAGUUGCAACUGUGUCUUUUCCAGCAUUCCGCGGGCCCGGGGGUGAGUAUCGUCUGUGCUGGUGUGGUUCUCCGGGAGCUUGCCACACGCACUCGGAUUUCAAGGUUGAUUUCGCUGCGCUGCGCAUCAUGGGCCCGACGCCUCUAGCCCAAGACAGGACGUGUAUAGCUGGAACUACGUGUCUCAUGGAAAGCUUUGUCGGAGUGGACCUUUCCGCAGAUGAUGACGUGUGGGUGCUGGAGACUUGUGCCCAGCUUGGUGAACGGGAGUCUCUGGUAGAUAUAGCUGGUCUGCAGCGCAGCAACUCACUCAUCUUGCUUGCUGGCGGCCAGUACCGCCUAUGCUGGUGUCACAGCUCAUUUGGUUGCUCCUUGCCUUCUGAUUUCCGUGUGGACAUGGGAAGACUGGACGUGGCUGGCCCGGCUCCACUCCAGGACCGGACUUGCGUCAGCGGCCGGAUUUGUAACAUCGAUGGUCUGGCAGGCCAUCUAAGUAUUGCAGGGUACGUGCAGGUUCUCGACUCCUGCGGUAGCUUCCAUCCCGGAGAGGCUUUGGGAGAGCCUUUGCAGGUAUCCGACACGUUGUCGCUCACAUGGCUCGCUCCACUCACUUUCGCUGGAGGUGAAUACAGGCUCUGUUGGUGCCCCGACACGCAGCAAUCAGCCACUAAUCGAAGCUCCAUCUGUACUGUCCCGCAAGAUUUCAGCAUCGACUUCGGGAGAUUCACGCUGCUGGGGCCAGGUCCAUUGCAGCAAGACAGGACAUGCAUCAGUGGUGAGACCUGUCGCAUAUCUGGACUGCUGGGUAAGCUUUCUGAUGCGGACAGGAUCGUAGUGAUGGAGACGUGUGCUGAAAGCGUUGGUCGAACAUCCCCCGAUCUUCUGUACAGCGCGCUGACCGUAUCGAGUGGGGCAACAGCCAUGGCCGACAUGAUGCUCACUUACGCAGGGGGGGAAUACCGACUAUGCUGGUGUGUCGAGCACGGGGCGGGUUCAUGUGACACCAUUGCUGACUUCACCACUGAUUUCGGAGGGCUCCAGCUCCUGGGGCCCCGACCACUUUUACAGCAUCGCACCUGCGUGAGCGGCUCCAGAUGCAGCCUUCGUGGCUUUGAAGGUAUCGGACUGUCAGUCGGAGAUCAGCUGCUCGUGGUGGAUACAUGCGUCGUUGGCGAGGUUCUGCCGCAAUUCGCAGCAGGCAUAGUGCAACAGGUAACCGCCUCGGGAGCCCAGAUGUCAUGGGGUCCGGCAGCUAUCACUUCAAGAGGUGGAGUGUACCGCUUGUGCUGGAAAGCAGGUUCUCCCAGAGUUGCAAACCUUUCUGCUCUCAAUGCCGCGUGGCCACCAGGAAUCGUGGCUUCAGACUUCCAUGUGGAUAUUGGAAGUUUGACAAUAAUCGGAGUUAGCCUUCUCGAGCAAGACCGCACAUGUGUGAGCGGUCGGACUUGCCAAAUUGAUGGUAUUCGAGGACAAGAUCUUUCAGAGUCGGACCGGGUCCUGGUGCUUGACACGUGUUCAGCAGGAACCUUGGCACCUGGAUGGCCAGAAGCCGGCUACGCUGUGGAAGUGUCGGCGAGUGGAGCAAUUGUUUCAUGGGGUGCAGAGAUGGUUUCUGGCUCAGGUGGCUGGUAUCGCAUGUGUUGGUGCUCUGGCUCUGCGCAGGAGAACCGAACUUCGUGGAGUGAUUCGGCUUGUGGCCACAGCUCAGGAGGUACCAUUGGCUUAGUAGACAUGGGAAGAAUGCUUCUCAUUGGGUCAAGCCCUUUGCAGCAGCAUCGUACAUGCGUCUCCGGACGAGCAUGCGCAGUAGAUGGACUUGUGGGUUUCAGUUUGUCUGCAUCCAACCAGUAUUUGGUGACUGACACAUGUGGCCAAGCUGGUGCCAUAAACCGUUUUCCGGGCUUUGGUGCAGCGACAACGACCCUUGCAAGUGGCUCCUCUGUUUCUUGGGGCCCGGAACUGAUCACCGCAUCCGGGGGCAUCUACCGGCUGUGCUGGUGCGAGGACGUGUCAGGAAGUGGAGAUUGCUUUUUCGCUGGCCAGUUUGAAGUCGAUGUUGGGGAAAUGCAGCUUCUGGGACCCGCCCCUCUGGACCAGAGGGGAACUUGCGUGAGUGGACACACAUGUGUUCUGACUGGCAUAGAAGGGCUUCACUUACAGACAGGUGACAGUGCCUUGAUUCUGGAUACAUGUUCGCAUUCUGUGCAGCCUCCACGCAUGCCAGACCCUGGCUACUUGAGUUACGAGGCUAUGGCUCAGAACUUCUCAACAUGGAGGAGGGUGCUCAGCUGGAGCAGAAUUUCAUCUGCUGGCUCCGAGUACCGACUGUGUUGGUGUUCGAAGCAAGGUCCUGAAACCUGCACGGAGUCGGUCGACUUUGGCAGCCUGCGGCUCGUCGGGCCUGCUCCGCUGUCUCAGCACCGUACCUGUGUCGCCGGUCAGACCUGCGCACUUGGCCGCAUAACCGGCGCAGAUUUAUCAUUGACUGAUGAUCGCCUGCUGGUUAUGGAGACCUGCGGCACAUACAGCAGCUUGCGUGGCUUUCCCGAUGGUGGCGAGGCCCACCUGUUUGGAGCAGAUGUGGCAUUCAAUGGCUCUGCAGAGAUCCAGGUCGAAGCUUUGGAAGUGAAGUGGACGUCGCCAGUCUCGAGCGCUGGAGGUCAGUAUCGACUGUGCUGGUGUUCCAGUCUUUCCGAUGAGAGCUGUGUGAAUUUACCAAGCACGCAGACGGACAUAGGUGAACUGACUCUGAUUGGCUUCUCACCACUGGCACAGGACAGAACGUGUGUGAGCGGCCAGACGUGCAAGUUCCUGGAUAUGGAAGGUCUGCAUCUUCCCAACAACAGCCGGCUUCUUGUCCUUGAGACUUGCGGGAAGCCGGCACUAGUGGAGUCCUUUCCAACAGCGGCACUUCUAUUGAAUUCCACGACGUAUGACCUGGAAGUUCAUUUCGACAGGGUGCUUACGGCAGCGGGCGGCGACUAUCGGAUGUGCUGGUGUGCGGGUGCACCAUUUCAGUGCGCAUCUGCAGACAAUUUCGGAGUCGACGUGGGGCGGCUGCAUGUUGUUGGUGUAAGUCCAAUGCUUCAAAGUCGGACAUGUGUCAGUGGGCAGACCUGUGAAUUUGGGAACAUUAUGGGCACGUCCCUGGACAUUGACGAUCUGCUGGCUGUUCUGGACACUUGUGGCAUCCAGGGUAUGCUUCCCAGAUUUCCAACAUCUGCGCAGGUCAGUCUGUUACAUGGUGAGUCGGCUACCUUCUCCUUCGGCAUCAGUCCAGUCACUGCUGCUGGAGGCACCUACCAGCUGUGCUGGUGUGCGGCGAAGCACCAAGCCUGUGGAACUGCGGACAGCUUCCGGGUGCAAGUGGGUGAAUUGCUGCUGUUGGGCCCACAUCCUCUGUCACAGUUCCGGACCUGCGUAAGCGGGCAGAGCUGUCUGGUGGAUCCUGUCAUUGGUUCCUUCGUUUCCAGCUUUCGCCUCAGAUUGGUAGGCAAUGAUGUUGUGUUGGUGCUGGACACCUGCGGCUACAGUCAAAGUUCGGAGGACGACCGCCUGCUGCUCCAGACCCGGACCGGCAACAGAUCAACAACGCUCUGGGGCGAUGGGACACCAGUAGUCAUGACUGGCGGACAAUAUCGUUUGUGCUGGUGUGCGGUUCUUUCAAGAGAAGCGCAGGACACCAAUGUUUCCAAUUCGAGCUCAAGACCUGAGUGUGCUGCCGCUUCGCAAUUCGUGGUGGAUACUGGUGAGCUCGUGGUCGUCGGAGUUGCACCAAUGCGUGUGCAGCACCGCACGUGCGUGGCUGGACUUCCAUGCUCUGUGGCUGGCAUUACAGGGUUGCAUUUGUCCAGUGAGGAUCGCGUGCUGGUGAUGGAGACAUGCGGAGCAGCCCAAGUGGACGGCUUCCCCGACUUCCAGGAAGUCACGACCACCGAGGGCUGGCUCGCGGUAAGCUGGGGUACGGCAGCCAUCAGUGCACCAGCUGGGCAAUAUCGACUCUGCUGGUGCUCUGGUUUAGAGAUGUGGCCCCUGGCAAAUGCAUCAUCCGUCUCAUGCAGCCUGCCUGCAUCCUUUCGAGUCGAUAUUGGCGAGCUCAUGCUGACUGGUCCGGGCCCAUUGGCACAGGAUCGGACCUGCAUCAGCGGACGGACGUGUGCCUUCGACGGCAUCUCCGGCAUUGGCUUUCUCGGAAGCGAACGGUACCUGGUCCUGGACACUUGUGCGAUCGACACUUACGUGCAUGGCUUCCCGACAGCGGGAUUUGCAGAGAACUGGACCACAGAUGGCCGGGUUGAAUGGGGCGAUGAGAUAGUGACUGCGAGUGGUGGCAGCUACCGGCUGUGUGCAUGUAUGAAGGGCACAGCAGACUGCAACUUUGCACAAGAGUAUGUCUUGGACGUCGGCGAGCUACUCUUAAUUGGACCCGAACUGUUUCAAGAUCGGACUUGCAUUUCUGGCCAGGCAUGCGAGCUGUUUGCCAUUUACGGACAUUCCUUAUCAGCAGAGGAUUCCGUGGCAGUGCUUGAUACAUGUGGGACCCAUGCUCUGCCCGAACGGUUUCCGGUGGAUGCCCUGGUCGCUGUCCAGCCAGCUGACAGCUUGCUGUCCGUGAACUGGCAGGGCGUGCAAGUGACGAGCCUGGGAGGCCAGUACCGCUUGUGUUGGUGCAGCGGCUUGCAGAACUCCUCGAGGCCUGUGGAGGCUCAGGCGGCUCAGGGCCCAUGCCAGAGCUUGGAGGCCUUCCGAACGGAUUUCGGCCAACUCUCCAUCAUUGGACCAUCGCCAUCUCUGCAGGAUCGAACCUGUGUGUCGGGUCAGUCUUGCAUUUUCGAUGCGCCUGCCGGUAUGUACUUGUCAUCAACGGAUGCUUUCCGUGUGUUGGCUACCUGUGGCAUCGAAGACUUCACGCCCGGAUUGCCUGAAUCACACCUGCAAAUGGUUCUUGAAAGGGGAGCCAGGUCCCUGACUUGGGGCGCUGAGCCUGUGACGGCCUACGGUGGACAAUAUCGGAUCUGUUGGUGUUCAGACAGGUAUCCAUGCAGCAGCGCCGAGCAGUUUGGCCUCGAUGUCGGCGAGUUCCUCUUGAUAGGCCCAAGACCACUCGUGCAGCAGCGAACGUGUGAAGCCCUUCCCUGCACGGUGAGUGGGUUCAGCGGCCUCCACCUCACCUCCAUGGACUCGGUAGCGAUUCUCGACACGUGCAGAGAGCCAACCACAAGCCAGGAUGCAUCUCUUGGGUUCUUGGCAAUGGCACUAAGUGUGGGAGCAUCUGGCAGAGGCUCUGCUCCGCUUGAAGGAAGUGUCAGAAUCCACCAGCAAGUUGGGGGCGGAACAUACCGUCUGUGCUGGUGUGCAGGUUCCUAUGCCUGCUCCUUAUUCGAAGACUUUCGGGUGGAUGUCGGCAGUGUGUCCUUCGUUGGUCUAGGUGCUGAGCAGCACAGAACAUGUGUCAGUGGCCAGACAUGUUCCUGGUCGGGCGUGGAUUUCUGGCUAGAGUCAGCAACUGAUGGCCGGCUGGUUGUGCUGGACACGUGUGGCACGGGUGCAGGCCGUGCACCGCUUCCAAAUGGUGCUGUGGUGCCGGAGUGGGGCUUUGAGUCCACCUUUGAUGCAUGGGCAGGUGCAGAGCGUGUGACGAUGUGGGCCUCAUGGGGCAGUCAAAGGUUGUCUGGAGCGGGUGGGCAGUACCGAGCAUGCUGGUGUGACUGGGAUUGCCCGGAUGGCGACGGGAGGCUGUUCAUGGACGUGGCUUCCAUCAGCAUUGUGGGUCCAGACCCGCUCUGGCAGCACAGGACCUGCGUUCAAGGCCAGCCCUGCCUCCCAAGCAUUUCUGGCCGCGACCUUUCGGACGACGAUCGAUACAUGGUUUUGGACACCUGUGGAGAUCAGUCCAAGUUGUCCACCUCAAGCAUGACCGGGAAGCUGCUGUCGCAGAACGAGGAUGCCCUCACUGUGGGUGGUGGAGAAUACCGCCUGUGCUGGUGUGCUGCCGGCUUUCCGUGUCUUGGGGCUUCUGACUUCGUGGUUGAUGUUGGCACCUUGACUGUUAUCGGCAUCAGCUGCGAAGAGUCACAGUGCCACCCUGAUCGCACAUGCGUGAGUGGCCAGCCCUGUACGAUCGAUGGCAUUGCCGGACUUCAUUUGGCAACUGAUGACAGACUAGCCGUACUCGAUACCUGCGGUGACCAGAUGCCGCCACACUUGUUGGGCCACUUGGCCGAUGCUCCUUACAAUAUCCGUUCAGUGACAUGGGAUACCGAUUACCUGAUUGCAUCUGGUGGUAUCUACCAGCUCUGCUGGUGUGCUGGCACAUUUGGAUGCUCGCUUACCGAGGAGUUUCGGGUUGAAGCAGGUGCCCUAACAGUCAUCGGCCCUGCCCCCAUGGAGCAGCACCGGACAUGUGUGAGUGGCCAGAACUGCGUGAUUGAAGGCUUCGAUGUUCUCUUUCCGACGACUUCAGACUCCCUGAUCGUGCUGCAGACGUGCGGCGAGGCCCUAUCUGAGGAGGAGCCUUCCAUGAGCCAUGUCGUUGCUACGCUGGGGGCCAGUGGGUCCAGGGUCGACUUCGGUGACGCUUUCUCCACGGCCUCGGGUGGCGAGUAUCGGCUGUGCUGGUGCUCGGGCAACUUCGGUUGCAAUCUGCCAAGUGACUUUCGAGUGCAGCUCGGGCUGCUGAAGAUCGUUGGCCUGGCACCGCUCAACCAAGACAGGACGUGCAUUAGUGGUCAGACCUGUGUAGUUCAUGGACUCACAGGCGAGGGCCUGUCUACGUCUGCUCGAGUCAUGGUGCUGAAUUCUUGCGGGACAGCAGAUCUGGUCUCCGGUCUGGUCCUCAACGGGGUUGCCGAAUCGGUGGAAGACCAGGGCACAACAAUGACUUGGGGCAGCGCGGCAUUUACAGCUCCUGGAGGUAAGUACAGGCUGUGCUGGUGCCAAGAACAUACGAACAGCAGUGACUGGACAGACCGAUGCCGGACGCCCAUCAGUUUUGCGCAAGACGCAGGUGUCAUGACGAUUGUGGGCAUUGCACCACUGCACCAAGACUACACAUGCAAUGUCGGCAGCAUCUGUUCUUUGCGAGGCAUUUCUGGUGAAGGCCUGCUGGCAGAAGACAGCCUGCUGGUCUUGGACACAUGUGCACGUGGAACUCCUCCCGCAGGAUUUCCAAUCGCUCUCGAUAACACCAGCAUUCCCACGAGACGAAUGACCGGAACAAAAUUCAACAUCCAGUGGGAUUCAGCAGCUGUCACUGCGGGAGGUGGCGUGUAUCGACUCUGCUGGUGCUCUUACUUCGCGCAGUGCAGCACCGCUGAAUCAUUCCGAGUUGACAUGGGCGCACUGACGUUGGCCGGACCAAGCCCAAUACAGCAGACCCACACGUGCGUCUCCGGUCGCAGCUGUGUUCUGCCGCAGGUCUCUGUGGUUCCUUCGGACUUGGACCCUGGCGAGGUGGCAGUUCUCACCUCUUGCAGUUACUUUACCUCCUGGGCUCCACCUGGCUUUGCAGACCGGGGACAGAUGUUGAGCGCCCCGACCCUUCCAAUGACUGCACCCGGUGGUCAUUACACUCUGUGCUGGAACCCGGCGCGAAACAAUGCCAAUCGAACCGUAGAUGCUGACAUCGGGGAGUUCCAAACACGGCCGGAGCCUCAAUGA